Messenger RNA from Pelodiscus sinensis (Chinese soft-shelled turtle), 2787 nucleotides. It is a transcript of the gene CIMIP1, whose product is annotated as ciliary microtubule inner protein 1. Lineage: Eukaryota; Metazoa; Chordata; Testudines; Trionychidae. The record is from RefSeq and is a predicted model, not a curated record.
CAGUUCCAGGCAUCAGGCUGUACUGGCGCCACCAGAAGGCUUAGCCCAGCAGCUGGGGGAGGGGGCUAGUGGAGGCGAGGGGGGAGAGUGCAUGGGUGGCUGUGCCAAAUCAUGGCACAGAGAAGCACCAACCCCACCCAUCAAUUUAACUUUGUGGCUCAGGAUCAGAUCUGGAAAUGUCACGUUGAAUCUGAACUUGAAGCUGCAAAGAAAUGGUCCAUCAAAUGGGGUUUUUUAACAACACCUUUUGAGGAGUUGAUAAAAGAUGAAAAGAAAGAACCUACUAAGAUGAAGAUAGAACUUCCAGAACAUUUACAAAUCCGACCUGUGACACCAGUGGAAAAAUACAUCAAGGUCUACCCAUCACCUCCAAUCCCUAAAACAACUCAAGGAUUUAUAGGCUGGAGAUCAUCUGUGCCAGGGCUGGAACUUGAACGUUAUUAUCAGAUCAGAAGCUGCAAAGGUGCCUUUCACAAGGAUCUGAAGUGGCCCGAUGAACCCUCUGAUUGACAUUAAGAAAUAAUGAAUAGGCAUAUUGAGCCAUUUUUUCUUAAUCUAAGUUAAUCUUCAGUAGAACAAAUGUCAGAUUUGCAUAAAUUGAUAUUAGAGCAUAAACAUUUGUGCAUAAUUUCAGCAAUAUAUUAGAUAAGAUGUGUAUGUGAGAAAUUCAGCAUGUUACUUGUUAAUCUGUUACUGAAGUCUACAGUAUACUUACAUUUUGGAAUGUUUUUUCCACAAAGGCAGCUCCAAUUUAAACACCUCAUAUUCUGCAAUGAGUUUUCCUGUAAAAGAAACCUAGGAAGAUAGCUAGAAGUGUGCUGCUUAAACAAUCUCCAUUACAAUUCAUCUAUGACAAGCUGAAUGUGCUGGUGAUUCAUAUGUGUGACUAAGCUAUACAUUACUAAAUACAUUGUAUAUUGCAUCGUAUAUGCUUUGCAGGUAGUUUAUAUAAUGAACACAUCUGUGUUAUUUAGUGGAUCCCAGUUGAGCUGCCUGAUCAGUAUAAGUCAUCCAUAGAAAUACUAUUUAUUUGCAUGCAAGCAGGUUAUUUUAGUAUCAGAACCACUUAGAUGAAUGAUCAGAAAGUUAUCGUAUGUAUGAUGGUGAGCAUUUAACCAUAUAUAAUAAUACAAUGAAUUCUCAAGUAUUUAAAUUUCAGUGAUUAUAUUACAAUAAUUUACAUCCUCUAGAGCUGGUCAGAGACUCAGAAAUAGUUUGUAGAAUAAACUGACAAAAGAGACAAAAUUGGCUAAAUACAAAUAUUUGUAUAACAUUCAAACACCUCCAAAGCCAUCCAGCAAUGCGCAAAACAUGUACAUUUUGCAUAAGCAAAGACAAUGACUCAUGUCUCAACCAAAACCAAUCAAAAAAUCCUCACACUAUUUUUUUCAAAAAUGUUGUGGGUUUGAAAAGAAAAUCAAAGAAACCUAUUAGCUUUGCCUAUAGGUCACUGGACAGCCAUUGGGUUACAGAGUUGCUCACUCUUUGAUUGAAAAUGCUUGUCAUGUGACAUUUAGACAGAGCGCACCCUGUGUCCCCAUUUAUCAAACAAGCACAUUAGUCUCACAGUUGCAUAGCUGAGCAUAAUAUAACAUGCAUGUUUAAAAUUAAAAGCACUUUGAUACUGCACAUAAAUUAGGCCUGAAUGCAAACUGCAGGAGGUUUCUUUGUCCCACUUGAUGCCUGAGAGGGCCUGAUCCACCUAAACCUUAAUUCUACACUGUAUCUGAGCCAUGCACCAAUGCAGUUCACACUUUAAACUGGUGCAGUGUAGCUCAACCUUAUGAAUUCCCCUGUUCAGAUAUAAUGGUUUAGUGAUCCCAGGGAAAACAUGCUGUAGCAGGGUACAGCCCUCUCUUACUGGGUGAACACUUCCACACACGUCACCUAGCUGAAUGUUCAUUACAGGGCCAUUAUAAAAUGAAGAAUAACUGGCUAGACAGUAGGACUGCUGAAAAGGAUAUGGCGGUAAUAGUGAGUCACAAAUAAAAUAUAAACCAACAAUGUGGUGGUGGUGUAAAAAAAAGGCUAUUAUAACUCUAAUAACAGUGUAUUAACAACAGUGUAUUAACAACAGUGUCAAAUGUAAGAAACAGUUGUCCUGCUCUACUCACGCUGUUGAGGCCUCAGUUGGAGUACUGUGUCCAGUUUUGUAUACCACACUUUAGGAAAGAUGUGGCUCAAUUGGAAAGAAUCCAGAGGAGGGCAAAACAAGUAAUUAAAGAUAUAAAUAACCCUGACUUAUGACGAAAGGCUAAAAAGCUGGGCAAGAUUAGUGCUGAAAAAAGAAAACUGAUUGAGUUGAUAACAGUUUUGACAGCUGCUAUAAAGAAGCUGGUGAUCAAUUGCUCUCCAUGUCCAUUGAGGGUAGGACAUGAUGUAAGGGACAUGAUCUACAGCCAGGGAGAUUUAGAGUAGGUAUUAGGAACAACUUUUGUAACUCUAAAAAUAGUUACGUAAUUGAAUAAGUUUACAAAGAAGGUGUGGAAUCCCCAUCAUUGAAGGUUUUUAAGAAAAGGUUGGACAAACAACUACCAGGAAAUGUCUAGGUUUACUAAGUCCUACCUUAGUGCAUGGGGGCUGGACUUGAUUAAUUUGUGAGGCCCUUUCCAGCCCUAUAUUUUCAUGAUUAUUUUUAAUUUACAGCCAUUUUGAGGUAUUUAAACUAGUGAAGAUAUUUGAAAUUAAGGAAGAUGUUAAAAAUCCCAGAAAUUAACACAGAUGAUGCCCCUGAACCUCCCCCCUCCCCCGCCCCAAAUUCUCCAUUUGUAUUAAUCCUAUCAAAAC